AUGGGUCCGCAUUCGAAAAAGCGCAAGUUGAACGUUCAGGUGGAAGAGAUUACUUUCGAUCCAGAUGCGCGCCAACAAUUCCUGACAGGCUUUCGCAAACGAAAACAGCAGCGAAUAAAACAUGCGCAAGAGGUUGCAGUACAGAAGGCCCGGGAAGCGAAGAGGGAGGAUCGAAGAAAGAUGCGGGAAGAACGGUCUGCAGAAUUCGAACGUGCGCUUGAAGAGCACCGGAGGCAGCUGAAGAAACUCAAAGAAGCGGAGGAAAGUGGCGACGAGGAGAAUACUUCGAGCGACAAUGACGAUGAAGACGAGUGGAAUGGGAUCGCAGAGCCUCCGCCGGUAGACUAUGAGGCGGAAUACAUCGACGAGGACAAAUACACUACGGUCACGGUAGAGGAAAUGGAUCCGUCCAAGGAAGCACUCCUUCAAUCUGAUGAGGAUAGCUCGGAUGAGCGACCGGCGAAACCGAAUGCCGCAGAUGAUGCCAAGCCAGAGAAGAAAUCCGACAAAGCGAGAAAGAACUCGGACACGAAGCCAAAGAAGAAAAAGAAGAAGUUUCGAUAUGAAAGCAAGGAGGAACGAAAAGUGACAAGGAUGAAAGAGCGACAGUCGAAUCACAGGAAAGCCAAAGCACGGAGAGAACGAUGAGAUCCUUGCUCAGUCCAAUCAGUACUAUUAGGUUUACCUGCUUCGCAUGGAGACUCGAGAUCAUUCAGUGGACUGCAGAUUGGAUUUUUCACAUAUUGUUAACAAGCCUUGAGGUGAAGUUUGGUGCCAGAUGGAU
Molecule: messenger RNA, 784 nt
Organism: Aspergillus calidoustus
Lineage: Eukaryota; Fungi; Ascomycota; Eurotiomycetes; Eurotiales; Aspergillaceae
Source: the annotation of a GenBank genome assembly